CCGCGCGGAGCAUUGUGGGACACAAACAAAGUGCCCCCCAAACAGGCUGGAGUGAAACGAGCGGCUACGGCGGCGCCGGCCCGCACGCGCGCUGCGGCGGCUCCCUCCCAGCCUCCCCUCCUCUCCCCUCAGUCCCUUUCCCCUUCCCCACCCCGCCCCGCCGGGCCAGCGCGAGCCGUCGCCCGCCCUCGACCAACGGCCCCCAACGGCCGCCGGUGUGCCGCGGGGCUGGGCCCCUCGCUCCUCCCCUCAGGCCCACGGGCGCCGGGCGCUCUCCUCGCGCCUCGCACUCUCGCACCUCGCGGCCACGCGGGUGAGCGGCGCCGCCAUGCGCGCCCAGUCCCAGGCUGCACACUGGCCUAGGCGCGGCGGCCCGAGAUAGGGUCCCCUGAGCCUCCCGGGGGAGGAGAGGAGCCAGUCGCGCGCUCCGCCCCUUCUCCCCCGGGUUGCCGCCGCCACCGCCGCCGCCGCCGCCACCUCGCCGCCCCAGCCUGGCGGGGAAGAGGAGGAGCAUUUGCAGGCCUCCGGGCCCCCUCACCGCCGCCCGCAGGAUAAUUCUGAUCCAUUGCAUCCUUGAAGAGCAUCAAUAGAAGAGGGGGGAAAAGAUGGGUGUGAAAACAUUUACUCACAGCUCCUCUUCCCACAGCCAGGAAAUGCUGGGAAAACUAAAUAUGCUACGAAAUGAUGGACAUUUUUGUGAUAUCACUAUUCGUGUCCAGGACAAAAUCUUCCGGGCUCACAAGGUGGUACUAGCAGCUUGUAGUGAUUUCUUUCGAACCAAACUUGUGGGCCAAACAGAGGAGGAGAACAAAAAUGUGUUGGAUCUGCAUCAUGUUACAGUGACUGGCUUUAUACCUCUUUUAGAAUACGCUUACACAGCCACUCUGUCAAUUAACACGGAAAACAUUAUUGAUGUUCUAGCGGCAGCCAGCUAUAUGCAAAUGUUUAGUGUUGCUAGUACAUGCUCAGAGUUCAUGAAAUCAAGUAUUUUGUGGAAUACACCUAAUAGCCAACAAGAAAAGGGUCUAGAUGCUGGACAAGAAAAUAGUUCCAACUGCAAUUUUACUUCUCGAGAUGGAAGCAUUUCUCCAGUGUCUUCAGAGUGCAGUGCUGUAGAAAGGACCAUUCCUGUCUGCCGAGAGUCCCGGAGGAAACGCAAAAGCUACAUUGUUAUGUCCCCUGAGAGUCCUGUCAAAUGUAGCACACAAACAAGUUCCCCCCAGGUAUUGAAUUCUUCAGCUUCCUAUGCAGAAAAUAGAAAUCAGCCAGUUGACUCUUCUUUAGCUUUUCCAUGGACUUUUCCUUUCGGAAUAGAUCGAAGGAUUCAGCCUGAGAAAGCAAAGCAGGCAGAAAAUCCCCGGACUUUAGAAUUGCCCGGCCCAUCCGAGGCAGGUAGAAGAGUGGCUGACUAUGUGACUUGUGAGAGCACAAAAACUACCUUGCCUCUAGGUACAGAAGAAGACAUCCGGGUCAAAGUAGAAAGAUUAAGUGAUGAAGAGGUCCAUGAGGAAGUGUCCCAGCCUGUUAGUGCGUCUCAGAGCUCACUGAGUGAUCAGCAGACUGUGCCUGGGAGUGAACCAGUUCAAGAGGACCUUCUGAUUAGUCCACAGUCUUCAUCUAUAGGCUCAGUAGAUGAAGGAGUCACUGAAGGAUUGCCUACACUUCAGAGCACUUCUAACACCAAUGCUCAUGCAGAUGACGAGGACAGAUUGGAAAAUGUUCAGUAUCCCUAUCAACUCUACAUUGCUCCUUCUACCAGCAGUACAGAACGACCAAGUCCAAAUGGUCCAGACAGACCUUUUCAGUGUCCAACCUGUGGGGUUCGCUUCACCCGUAUUCAGAAUCUAAAACAGCACAUGCUUAUCCACUCAGGAAUUAAACCAUUUCAGUGUGACUGCUGUGGAAAAAAGUUUACCAGGGCUUACUCGCUAAAGAUGCAUCGCCUAAAGCAUGAAGGUAAACGCUGUUUCCGGUGCCAGAUAUGUAGUGCCACUUUCACUUCCUUCGGGGAGUAUAAACACCAUAUGAGGGUUUCCCGGCACAUUAUCCGCAAGCCUCGGAUUUACGAGUGCAAAACAUGUGGCGCCAUGUUCACCAACUCUGGAAAUUUAAUCGUGCACCUGAGGAGUCUGAACCAUGAAGCAUCAGAGCUAGCAAACUACUUCCAGAGCAGUGAUUUCUUAGUACCGGACUACUUAAACCAGGAGCAAGAAGAGACCCUUGUUCAGUAUGAUCUCGGAGAACAUACUUUUGAAAGCAACUCUUCUGUUCAAAUGCCUGUGAUUUCACAGGUCUCCUCAACCCAGAAUUGUGAAAGCACUUUUCCCCUGGGGUCUCUUGGUGGGCUUGCAGAAAAGGAGGAGGAACUGCAAGAACAGCCAAAGACCAGUGCUCAAGCUGAGACUCCCAGAGAUGACCCCCCUAAGGCAGAGCUGUCUUCUAUAACUAUUGAGUAAUUCUGUGAUUGGCCUGGGUUUUGGUUUUUUGGAAAGUGCCUGUGCUUGGUCUCAUGUUUAAAUUUAAUUUAAUUUUUUAAAGAAGGGUUCCCUUUGUAAGCCCUGAAACUGGAGGGUUCUUUGUCUUGUUUUGUUUUUUCUUAGCUGAAAGAUUGCUUCUGUAUGUAUACAAUAAGGUAACAUUGAAACAGAACAUAAAAUUUGAGACUUAACGAAAAGCAGCUGACUUAGAACAUGGUAGUUCUUCCUCCCAUUGUUAAAAGUGGGCAGUAGCAGAUACAAAAGAAAUCAGGUUGUUGUUGACCUUCCUGAGAUAAGAGGGCUAAUGAGAAGUUACAAAACAAUUUGACAAUGCCUAAGUAAAUGUAUACUCCUAAAUGCAGGAGUUAUAAAAUGCAGGUUAUAAACCCUGUAGUUUUGGAAGUAUUUACGGUAGGUUUUUUUUCUUUUUUUCAGAUGAAGGUAAAUAACUUCUGAGAUCCAGUAUAUUCUUUUUUUAAGCCAUUUUGAAUUUUCAUGAUGAAAAAUUAGUAUCAGGCAGGCAUUUCCUAUACCUUUAUAGUACCACUCCAAAGGGUAAGAGGUUUGAUUGAGAAGAGUCAGGCUGCACAUGGAAUGGCAGGGUGCAGAACGAGGUACGUAUAUACCCAGCUUUUCAGGAGCUCUCCUCAGACCGUUUCUCUUCUUGGUUAUUGAAUGCUGACACCUGGCUAACUAGGACAUUUGCUCAGAGAAAUGUCCUCGUGUCCCACCAACAGCACUUUCGCUUGCAUAUACUAUUGUGCUGCCAUAUAGAAGAAAAAUAUUGAAGAUAUUCUAUAUUUUAUAUAUAGGUUUAUGUAUUGUUGAGGAUGCCGAUGCUCUGCUGUUUUGGACAAAAUAAAACAAGUUUGUUUUGAGGCUACAUUCUUAACCCAGUUAAGAUUGUUUACAAGAUUACAUAUGACAACGAUAUAAUGUCCUUAUUCCAAAAUAUUUUGAGGUAUUGCCAGGUUUGUUAAAAGCGGCUAUUAUAGUUUUCACGGGAUGUAAGCAAUAAUGUAAAAGAAAAGAAGAGGUUGUAAAAAGAUCAUCUAAGACAAAUUGGAGAAGGGAUUGUUAAGACAAGAGUCUAAGAACUUUGCUACUCAGAUGAUAACAUUUAUAUGAUACUCUAGAUUGGGAUAUACUUUUUUAUCUGCUGCCAUUAAAGCCCCUUUGAUCUGAAAUAAUCAUGAAUCCACAAAUAAUGAACCUUUGUGUAAUUUUUUUAUAUAGAAAAUAGCCCCAGUGUUUAUCAUUAUGAUAGCCCCUGAUGGGGUUAGAAGAUAAAAACGUGUGUUUUUUUGUUUGACUUCAGAUAUUAUCUUUUAUUUUGUGACAGGAUCAUAGGUAGUCCAGGUUGGUCCAGAACUCAUCAUCCUCUUGCCUCAGUUCCCCCACAACCUUUGCUAACAUAUAUAUGUUAAAGACACAUACCACCAUACCCAACUCAGACUGUAGUCUUAGUCAAACACAUGAUCUGACUUUUAUCCCAAUGCCAGACCUUACUUUUUAUAUUAUACUAAUUUGUUUCUUUAAAAUUUAUUAAAUUCUGCAAUUUAAUUUCUAUCUCUGUCCUUUUUCCUUUUUAAUACCGAGAAUUGAAGCCAGGACUUUAUAUAUUCUGAGCACGUGCUUUAUCACUAGGUACAAACCCACCCCUUUGACUGAUGAGCUUAUUUGCUCCCAAGCAUAAGUGUGUGACUUUCAGAAAAAUCAACUAGAAAAGUCAGUAAUUUUUAUUUUAUGAUUAUAUAUGAUCUUUGAAAACUGUGCCUACUAAUAAAUCCUAAAACUCAUUAGAAUCCUAUUUUAGUAUGGUAAAUGUUCUUGGUUCUAAAUUGGGUUGUUUUAUCUUUUUUGUUGUUGUUGUUAAGAACUAGAAAAAACGAAAAGGAAGAAAGAAAUAAGAAUUAAUCAGAGAUGAAUUAAUUUGAAGAAUUCUUUUGAGAUUUUUGUAGUUGAAAGUGUUUCAGUCUACUCUAUCCUCAGAGUUCUGAGUCAGGCCAGCCCUGCAGCCUCCCUGUGAAGGACAUGCCUCACUAUGGAUUUCCAUUACUAGUGACCAAGCUUGUAGCCUACGUUAAUGAGAGAUUUGAAUAUACUAUGAGUACACAAAUGGUUAGUUGCCUACUGCCCAGAUCUUUUUGAUAAAGUUAUCUGACCAGUGUUUAAUAUAAAAUGAUACAAAGGCCUUUUUCUGUCCCAAAUGAGACUACAGUUUUGAGGACAUUUUGUUUAUGGUUCUGUUAUAGGAAAUACAACUGCAAGAGAUAAUUGUAUAUAUAGUAAUAUUUAAAGUUUAUUUAAAGUUGAUUUAAGAGAGGAAUGCCUAGAUGUACACUUUUCACCAGAACAUACGGAGAACAUUGUGAUGAUCUGAUCAUAGAAAUCACCAGGGUAACUAAACAGAGAAGCAUUCUUGUUUAGAAUAUUUAAAGGUAGCUAUCUUUUGUAAGGCCUACGAGGGUAACUUUGUGAUAUUUAAAGGGCUUAAAUUUUAGAAUGCUAGAUAAAUUACUUUUUAAAAAACCAAGCAUUUUAUAUAAGAAAAGCUUUGUUUUCAGUUUUUUUCCAACUACCAACUAUAUAGGAUGUGCUUUAGAAGUAAAGUUUUCCCGUGUCAUUAGUCGUAGCUCCUCUUGUCCAUCAUUGUAUUUCCAAACUCUAGCCUUCAGAGUGUCACAAAGUCACUAACUCACAGACAGAAAUUUGACAGUAACCUUUAUAUUGUGCAUUUAAAAUUUCCAAGAAAUGGAUGUAGAUAAAUGUUACUAUCCACAAAUAUGUGAGCUUCUCUUAAUUGGCCACUUUAAACAAUCCUAAUUUUUAUUUUGAGUUUAAUUUCAAGUUUAAGAACAGUUCAUUAUAUUACUAGGUUUUAUUUUGAGUUUUUGAGAGGUGGUGUUUGUUUUUUUUAAGUUCAGUUUUGUUAAAACAAUGUACUAAAAUGUUUAAAUGGCUGCAUUUCAGUCUUAUGUUUGAACAUUUUAAGUCUCCGAUGCAUAGGAUCCGUGUUAAGAUGCAUUCCCUUUGUUAUUAAAAACAAACAAACAAAAAGUACUUGUGUUUUGUUAAAAUGUUUUACUAAAUAGAAUAAAGUAGUCAGGGCCCCUAAUUCGCUAAGUCAUUGGUAACCCAGUCUCCUCCUAACUGCUGAGCCAGGCUCUCCUGUUUUAAAACUGAUUCCCGUUCCUUUGGAAGUUAUAUUAAGUCUUUCACUCUUACUUUAUUCUUAGUCUAAUUAAUAGAAGCCACUUAUGCAGAUAGAGUCCAUUUUCAGAUUAUGCUUUAGUCUGUUGGCAUUGGAUUUCCUAUAAGGUGCAUGACCAUACAGUGUUAUACAGGUGGCGAUUCUCUACCAGGAUCACAGAGAUUGAUUUCUUAUGGCAAAUGAACAGUCCUCAAUUUUAACUGAAGAGAUUUUGCUUUGUAGAUCUAAUGAACAAGCAAAUUGGAAACUUGCAUUGUACUGCAUCACUCAUCUACCCAAAGGGCCUUCAAACUCUGAAGUGCACAUCUAUGUGAAGGAACGAUUUUUGAGUUCUUAACUAGGGGUAAGGGAAGGAACUAGGAAAUAGGAAAGCUCACAUAUGAAGCAAACAGCCCAAAGGUAGUGGAAAGUGUUGACAUUAGAUGCCUUUUUAUAUUUUGAUAGUUACAAAGAGAACAUGUAGAAACCAGAAGGCAAUGGAACAAAAGUGAGGGAGUGGAGAGAUGUUAUUGUCAAAAACAUAGCUAUGAGGAAUAUUUAUAACUAAAUACAUGUUUUAAAUGAGAUCAUCAAAAUUAAGAUUUCUUAUUUUACUUAUACUAGUAUUUAUCCCUCUUUCAUUUUUGACAGAAUAUGGUGACAUGGGAUAAUUUUUAGGUGAAAAAUGGUCAGCAAAACAAAUUUACCAAACUAGCAGUGGUUCAGAUAAGCAAUGAAGUGGAAUGGAGCCAGUCCCCAGGCUGGUUAAGAAGUAGGCUGUAGAUGUUUCACUCUGGAUUAUACAUAAAUCGAGAUUUUUGCUGCAACUUAGGAACAUGAACUACAUUUAACAGGGAAUAGUACCAGCUACUGCCAGGAGUUAGAUUUUUUUUAUUAUUAUUAUUAAUGUAUAUUGAAAUGGUGAGUGAGAUGCUUUCCCCAUAUCAUAAUUCUAUUUUUAUAAUAGAAACGAUAGUUCAUGGCUUUGGAAGUAGUUACUAUAGCGUCCAGACAGUGCUGCUAGAACCUUGUUUUGGUAGUGUCUGAACAGUGAUGUUGCUCUAACGGCUUCUUCAGCUGUAGUAGUGCUCCCUCUGAGUGAGACCCAGGCCGGUUCCAGCAGACACCAGGCUUCCUCUACAUAACAGUUUACAAAAAACUUAGGAGUUCAGACCAUGAUUGAAAGACAUUAGAAUUAAUGUUUUUAUUAAUUAAAAAUGAAAGAAAAGUUAAGUUUUUUAAGUGCCUAAUUUAUAAAAUUAAAUUCUUUUUUUUUCUAAGUUAUUAAGCUUUACUAAGCCUAAAAGCCCCGGGCUCCAUUGUGAUGAUUUACUAGUAAAAUCACCAAUAAUCAUUUGAGGAGCUAUAGUGUCAUGACUUUUACUGAAUUCCUUGUUUUCUCAAAUGCCAGUCUGACUAUACCUAGAGGUUGAAAAAUCAUCCUGUGAAUGAGUGUUCAUUACCAAAGUGUGUCACCAGCGGAGGGUCCAGCCUCUGUCUGCACCAGGAGAGGUGGGAGUGUUGACUUCAAGAUGGGGAAGUGUUCUCUUCAGUGGGGUUUGCCAGACAGACCCUUUUCUGUGAUUAGUGUGUGAGUGCUCUUUCUGUGGGUUUGUCAGGUUAGGUAGCCGGUCCCCUGUUGACAGCUGAUGUGGACGGUCUUUAAUACUGAGAAUGCAUUGCGGUUUUGAAAGGUACACUACUUUUCUGCCCCCUAGAGUGAGUAGCAUUGGGUAUUUAGAAGUGAGGUCAUAAACUUACUAUUUUGUUUAUACAAAGUGAUGGCUUCUGAUGCUUAUAUAUGAAGGUAUUGCUUAAAGAAACAGCAGUCUCUGAUAGGGUAGAAUCUGGUUUUGACUCAAGUUCCAAUGAUGUAUUUAGUUUAUUGAUACUGGUGUCUCCUGUUGCAUCAGCUAGAUAUUGCCUGCCUCUUUGUUAAGGCACCCUUGUGGCACCUUACGUUCAACUUGAAGGAUAGUAUGAGGCCUCUUUGUGCCUCUAUUGUCUUUUCAAAAGCCAUUUUAUAAAAAUCUUAAGUAUUUUAAUAUUUAAAUAUAUAUAUAUAUUUGUGAAAGAUACUUUUAGAACAAACUUUUUUUUUAACUUUACAAUUCCUGUAUUCCCAUUUUUAAGAGUAAACUAAAGAUUUUCCAGGCUUAGGGAGUAUCUUUUUUCAGAACCCUGAUAAGAAAGUCAGAUUGAGGUAAUAAACCAGAGAGUUCAGUGAUAGGGAAAGAGAUGUCUGGUGAGGGGAAACAGAUUUAAAGGUGAAAACAAUUACUUUGAUGUAACAAAUUAACUUUUUAAAAUAAAGUUGUGGUUUUG
This is a messenger RNA of Mastomys coucha (southern multimammate mouse), 7995 nucleotides long. RefSeq names its product zinc finger and BTB domain containing 44 (gene Zbtb44). The record is from RefSeq and is a predicted model, not a curated record. Gene Ontology annotation, molecular function: protein binding. The coding region runs from base 606 to 2456 and encodes 616 amino acids. The transcript is spliced from 6 exons. Lineage: Eukaryota; Metazoa; Chordata; Mammalia; Rodentia; Muridae.